UCCGGUACCACAACACCAGAAAGUACAACAGCAGACACUAUAACUACAGAAAGUACAACUGACUCGACAACAACAGAAAGUACAUCAACAACAGAAAUCACUACCAUUGGCAUCACAACUCCAGAAAGUACUACCACAGAGACCACAACAACAGGAAGCACAACAUCGGACAUUACGACAACAGAAAGUACCACCUUCGGUACCACCACUCUAGAAAGUACAACAGCAGAGACCACAGUAACAACAGACAGCACCACAAUGGAUACUACAACUACAGAAAGCAGCACCACCGGUACCACAACUUCAGAAAGUUCAACAGCAGAAACUUUAACAACAACUGAAAGCAUCACAACAGAUACUACACCUACAGAAAGCACAACUGAAUCCACAACAACAGAAAGUACAACAAUAACAGAAAGCACCACGAUGGGUAGUACAACAACAGAAAGCACUACCAUCGGUACCACAACUCCAGAAAGUACAACAGUGGAAAUCACAACAACAGACGCUAUAACAUCAGAAAGUACCACCACCAUUACCACAACUCCAGAAAGUACAACAGCAGAGACCACAAUAACAACAGACAGCACCACAAUGGAUACUACAACUACAGAAAGCAGCACCACCGGUACCACAACUUCAGAAAGUUCAACAGCAGAAACUUUAACAACAACUGAAAGCAUCACAACAGAUACUACACCUACAGAAAGCACAACUGAAUCCACAAUAACAGAAAGUACCACGAUGGGUAGUACAACAACAGAAAGCACUACCACUGGUACCACAACUUCAGAAAGUACAGCAGCAGACACUACACCAACAGAAAGCACAACAACUGAGGUAACAACAACGGAAAGCAGUACAAUAACAGAAAGUACAACCACCAGUGCCACAACUCCAGAAAGUACAACAACGGAGACGGCAACAUCAGAAAACACCACAACUGAAGGAACAACAGACAGCACCACCACCGGUACCACAAUAGCAGAAAGCACCACAACUCAGAGAACUACAGAAAUGAACACAAAAAGCACCACGACUCCAGAAAGCACCACAAUGGAGACCACAACAACCGAAAGUACAUACACUGGCACCACAACUCCAGAAAGUACUACCACAGAGACGAGAACAACAGAAAGCACCACAACGGACAUUACGACAACAGAAAGUACCACCUCCAGUACCACCACUCUAGAAAGUACAACAGCAGAAAUUUCAACAACAACUGAAAGCAUCACAACUGAGACAACAACAGAAAGUAAAACCUCUGGUACCACAACACCAGAAAGUACAACAUCAGACACUACAACAAUAGAAAGUAAAACAACUGAAACCACCACAACAGAUACUACAACUACAGAGAGCACAACUGAAUCUACAACAACAGAAAGUACCACGACUCCAGAAAGCACCACAACGGAGACCACCACAACAGAAAGUGCAACCACUGGCACCACAACUCCAGAAAUUACUACCACAGAGACCACAACAACAGAAAGCACCACAACGGACAUUACGACAACAGAAAGUACCACCUCCGGUACCACCACUCUAAAAAGUACAACAGCAGAGACCACAAUAACAACAGACAGCACCACAAUGGAUACUACAACAACGGAAAGCACCACCACCAGUGCAACAACUUCAGAAAGUACAACAGCAGAAACUUCAAUAACAACUGAAAGAAUCACAACAGAUACUACACCUACAGAAAGCACAACUGAAUCCACAACAACAGAAAGUACAACAAUAACAGAAAGCACCACGAUGGGUAGUACAACAACAGAAAGCACUACCAUCGGUACAACAACUCCAGAAAGUACAACAGUGGAAAUCACAACAACAGACGCUACAACAUCAGAAAGUACCACCACCAUUACCACAACUCCAGAAAGUACAACAGUGGAAACCACAACAACAGAGACCACAACAGCAGAAAGCACCACAACAAUAGACAGCACCACAAUGGACACUACAACAACAGAAAGCACCACGACUCCAGAAAGCACCACAAUGGAGACCACAACAACAGAAAGCACCACAAUGGAGACAACCACAACAGAAAGUGCAACCACUGGCACCACAACUCCAGAAAGUACUACCACAGAGACCACAACAACAGGAAGCACCACAACGGACAUUACGACAACAGAAAGUACCACCUCCGGUACCACCACUCUAAAAAGUACAACAGCAGAGACCACAAUAACAACAGACAGCACCACAAUGGAUACUACAACAACGGAAAGCACCACCACCAGUGCAACAACUUCAGAAAGUACAACAGCAGAAACUUCAAUAACAACUGAAAGAAUCACAACAGAUACUACACCUACAGAAAGCACAACUGAAUCCACAACAACAGAAAGUACAACAAUAACAGAAAGCACCACGAUGGGUAGUACAACAACAGAAAGCACUACCAUCGGUACCACAACUCCAGAAAGUACAACAGCAGAGACCACAAUAACAACAGACAGCACCACAAUGGAUACUACAACAAUGGAAAGCUCCACCACCGGUGCAACAACUUCAGAAAGUACAACAGCAGAAACUUCAACAACAACUGAAAGAAUCACAACAGAUACUACAACUACAGAAAGCACAACUGAAUCCACAACAACAGAAAGUACAUCAACAACAGAAAGCACUUCCAUCGGUACCACAACUCCAGAAAGUACAACAGUGGAAACCACAACAACAGACACUACAACAUCAGAAAGUACCACCACCAUUACCACAACUCCAGAAAGUACAACAACAGAAAGCACCACAAUGGAUACUACAACAACAGAAAGUGCCAACACCUUUACCACAACUCAAGAAAGUACAACAACAGACGCGACAAAAACAGACAGCACCACUAUUGAUAUAUCAACAAUAGGAAGCACCACCAUCGGUACCACAACUUCAGAAAGUACAACAGCAGACACUACACCAACAGAAAGCACAACAAGUGACAUAACAACAACGGAAAGCACUACAAUAACAGAAAGUACAACCACCAGUACCACAACUCCAGAAAGUACAACUGCAGACACUAGAACAACAGAAAGCACAACAACAGAGACCACAACAACAGAGAGUACCACCAUCGGUACCACAACUUCAGAAAAUACAACGGAGACGGCAACAUCAGAAAGCACCAAAACAGAUGGAACAACAGACAGCACCACCAUCGUAGAAAGUACCGCAACAGAGACCACAACAAGCACCACCAGCAGCACCACAAUUCCAGAAAGAACAACAACAGAUACCACAGCUGCAAAAGCACCACAACAACCAAAAGCACCUUAAGACACUACAAUAGAAAGUAUCACCAAUGGUACCACAACUGCAGAAAGUACAGCACUACAAAGCAUGUAAAAUGUAAAAAUCACUUCAGUGUGUUCGUUACAAAAA
This is a messenger RNA of Sinocyclocheilus rhinocerous, 3402 nucleotides long. RefSeq names its product mucin-22-like. The transcript has 3 exons. The record is from RefSeq and is a predicted model, not a curated record. The annotation marks the transcript as partial. NCBI's taxonomy places the organism in Eukaryota, Metazoa, Chordata, Actinopteri, Cypriniformes, Cyprinidae.